UUCCCCCGGUUAAUUUUGAGCCCACGCUCACAGUUUUCACCUGCAUGGCAUGCGUAAGGGGAGAAGAGUUCCCGCGAAAAUAGAGAACAUGGUGACUACACAGGCCUGGUGACUGCAGGAGCCCUUUUCCGAAAAACGUGGAGUCAGACUUGUUGGACACGCGAGGCUAAAACGAAAAACAGUUGUAUUUGAUGUGACAGACCUGUAUGUGUUCGUUUGGAAUGUUCUGUGGCUGAACUGGAUGAAGACGCGGAGGGAUGGGAGCCGGGAAAGCGAGUUGGGUACUGUCUUCCUUGUGCAAGAAUUUAUACACGAACAUCCACUCCUCGGAGCCCAGAAGCAUCUAUCUUGGUAAAUUUGGUACAAAUUCCUACGCCUUCGUCUCGCCAGAGCAAUUUUUAGCAUUACUGCCUCUCUGAACGCCGCCAUGCUGUUUUUGGAAGUUCUCCGCCGAUAAAAGUCAAUGCAGGCACAAAACGACAUCGAAAUUAUAUUCGACGUCUAAAAUGAAUCGACUUUUAAUUUCGUCUCCCAGACGAAAAAAACUUCAUCAAUUAAAUUCGUGUCAUUAAAUGCGACGUAUAAACCAGGCCUAAGGCCUAGUUUAUACGUCGCGCUACAGUCGAAUUUAAUUCAGACGAAUUUUAAAAAAAUUGUCUGAAUUAAAUUCGACAGUAGCGCGACGUAUAAACUACGCCUAAGAUAAAGCAUUUUGUGUUUGGAUUGUACUUUAACAUGAAUUAAACCACAAAAUUCCGUCAAUAUUUGUGGCAUGCGUCGAUUGAAGGUGGGUUUUUUUUCGUUCUUGCGAAAUAUCCUCUUUACGUUACUUUUUUCCUGUUCCUGUUUUGAUAUUACACCUAAGAAACUCCACCAUCUUGUUCUCGAUCGGAAUUGGCACUUUUCCGUUGACCCUGUCGACCUUGAAUGGUCUCAAGUACCUUUCACGAUGUUUUCAUUGGCUUGCUAAUUGCGCGGAACUCCCAGAGGAGUUUGUCAACCAGACUUCAUCAUUAGUUCGAUUUACAUUUCGCAUUAAAUAGUUUGUUCGUCAUUGCCAUCUUAGGAAAAGUUGUGAAAUUUCUCGAAUACCGGCAAUUGCUUAUUUUAAAUUUACAGUGGUGAAAAAAUAUCGACAGUUAAGUAUUUCAUUUUCUCUUCAAACACCCUCUAUUUCGAAAAAGGAAUUUUCGAAUGAAUGAACCCUUCAAUCUCUAAAAGGCUGUUGAAAGGUGAGUUAAGCACAUUUCACCUACGUCGAAGGUGUCAAACCAGUUAAAUAUUGACUGGGAACAUUGAUGGAAUAAACCUGUUCACGCGCCAAACAUGUUGCUACGAGACAAAAACUGACAUACGACGAUUGAGGAAAAUUUAUAAGCCCCAACAACUGGAAGUCACCUGCUGGUUUUUUAAAUUUUAAUAUUUGCAACGUUGGGACAGAGAUCUGAUGAAUUUUCACCAAUAAUUAACUUGGGUUUUAUUGGAAACAUGUAUCAGCUUUGAUGUAGCAUAUGCCCCAUUGGAGCGAUUCAACUCUCAUAUGUCAUAAUAUUUAUCAUCUGUGCAGAAGAUCAAAGGACUCGCUUCGAUAUCAUCGAUUGGUACCACAAUAUUUCUUCUCAUUAAAUGGUGAAGCAGCAAUAACUUCUAUAUCAGCCCAUGUACGGAAAUAUGCUUUGAAAUCACCUCUUUCUUCCCAUGAUAUUGGCAGGAACAGACGUAAAUAUGAACUCAACCGAAAUACAUAUUCAAUAUCGUCCUAUCGAAGCGGCAUUUCAAGCUACAUCGCUGAUUUUAAUCAUGGUGGUGGCUAUUGUCGCGAAUACGAUGAAUAUCAUAGUAGUAUACCGAAAUUCGAACAUGCAGACGCCUAGAUAUAUGUUUAUUAUGAACCUCGCUUGCGCCGAUUUGGGGGUAACUUUGUUGGCAAUGCCUUUUUCGCUCGUCACAUGUAUUUCUCGUGAAUGGAUUAUGGGGGAAUCGCUCUGCAAACUUCACGGAUUUCUAGGAUCUUUAUUCUUUUGUGUUUCAAUCUUCACGCUAACAAUUAUGAGCAUCGAACAAUAUUAUGCGUUGGUAAAGCCACUCGCACGUGCAAUCACUAUUCGCCGCGCAAGGUACAUGAUCGGAUUUGUCUGGAUUUCGUCGACAUCACUUUCAAUGGGGCCCGUCUUAGGAUUGGGACAUUUUGCCUACAACUCAAGUACUCUCUCUUGUGGAUUUGCCUAUCCUAGGACGACUUUGGAGAGGCUUUACCUGCUAUUUCUCGUGCUAGUCGCGUAUGUUAUUACAUUGUUAAUUAUGACGAUUGCUUACAUAAGGAUUUUCUUCGCAGUUCGCAAGCAUACGAACAGAAUUGCUAAAUAUACAACUGGGGGGCUUGAAGUAAUGAGAGUUCAGCGCCGCAUUAUAUACACGCUUUUACUUGUACUGAUUGUUUUUAUACUCUGCUGGAUGCCAUUUGUGUUCCUGAUUGUGUUAGCAACUCGAAAUGUAGGCGUUUCCGAAUUGCCUUACGGCCUCGGUGUAGCGGCGUAUUGGUGCGGAUUUUGCAAUUCUUCGAUCAACCCCAUCAUCUUUGUCAUCAGAAACGAUCGCUUCCGGGAGGGGUAUCGCGAUAUUUUCAACGAGGUUUGGUACGGUUUACGUUGCAAGCGACCUCCAAAACUAGGAAGGCCGCAAUUUAAAAAGAAGUGGUAUUUAACCAAGCGAGCGAGCACAGAAGAGCAAAAACCUCAUUUUGUGCUUCGGGCAAUUCCUUCGCUAACUGCCAUCCCGGAUGUAGAAUUAAUGUCUGACCACGCCAAUAAUGAAAAUCGAGAAUCAUACUCGAUGUGAAAAUAAUAACAAGGAAUUAAAAAAAAAAAUGUUGGUAAUAUUAUACAGCGGUCAUUUUCCUGCAUAAAUAAUGCUUUACAAGGUGUGAAUUUACGGAGUUUUCUAGAAGAAAAACCGGUGUUAAUCGCUUUUGCGCUUGACUGUAAAAUUUUACUUAUGAUGCACAAGAAAUGAUGUCAUUUUUUAUGAGUGACAGCUGGUGUUAAUGAAAUUUAUGAGCUGGUGCCUGUUACAGUUUUGUUAGGCAGUUGAAUGAUAACUUCUGUCACGUGGCUGGUGCUAUGGCAGAAACACAAAAUGUAAAUUUUGUAUUCUUGGGUGAGCGAUUAAAAGCAAUUUGGACCCUGAUCUACGAAAGAAACUAAUAUGCUAUCAUCCCAAGGGAAUUUUAAAAUUCUGCCAGUAAUUUAAUCACGUGGUUUUUCGGUUUAAGGGGGUAGGUUUCUAAAGAAACUGUGGUAAAUAUAAACUAAGAUGAAAUUGUAAAUGGGCCUUACGUCGCGCUUUCGUAUUCUAUGUAAGUAAAGACAUUAAACAUACGAGAAGUUAA
Molecule: messenger RNA, 3388 nt
Organism: Stylophora pistillata
Lineage: Eukaryota; Metazoa; Cnidaria; Anthozoa; Scleractinia; Pocilloporidae
Product: neuropeptide FF receptor 2
Biological process (GO): G protein-coupled receptor signaling pathway
Cellular component (GO): membrane
Molecular function (GO): G protein-coupled receptor activity
Source: RefSeq, a predicted model, not a curated record